UCUAUUUUAAUAGCUGUCAUGUCCCUGUACCAUAUCACAAUGACUGGGUCAAAAGAGCAUCUGCUGUGGGGUGUCUAUUUUAUAAUUCUCUGGUUUGUCGUGUCAGGACAAGAUAUUGAUAUUAAAGGCAUAUAUAUUGAUUAUGAUGAACAAGAUGGUAGUGGUAGUGGAAGUGGAUAUGACGAUUCUGAUGGAAGUGGAUAUAACGAUUAUGGUUACAAGGGAUGCCAUUCGCAGUAUAGCAACAAGGACCUAGAGGAAUGUCAGCAGUCCAUGAUUCAGAAUGCAUUUUGCAACUUAUUGAAGCAAAAUGCCCAUAUUCAAGAAACUUCAUGUCAAAGAAAUAACAACAACAUUACUGUGCAGCAAAUUGCAAAGAAUCUUACACAAAUUCUUAAACACACGAUCUUGAACAACAUGACUGUUUCAGAGCUACGUUCAGCUGUCUCCUCCAUAGUGGAGACUGUGGAGACCUCACUGUUGGUAACAUUCUCAAAAUACCCUAAAAAUGAAAACAUCAGUACGCCCGAGCUGGAGGUCCACAUGAAGGCUGCCAUAGACAUAUGUAGUGGAGAAGAAACUUCCAUAACAUUAACUGUGCUACAGAGCACCAUGCAGGUCCCUUGUGCACAUGUGAGCGGAGAUAGGGAUGGAGCAAUCUUCAUUUCCUAUAAAGGAUUGGAAUCUAAGUUGAACGCCAGCCUUCUUGGGAAAUUAGAUGAAAGUGACAAUAAAGAUAGAGUGGAGAUCAAUUCCCCCAUUAUAAGUGGAGCCAUCACUAGUCCCAAUACAGCAUAUCUGGAACCCCCGGUGGUCUUCUACCUGAAGCAACUAAAGAUUGUUCCACCUUCUUUUAUUUUACAAUGUGUGUUCCUGGACACGGAGCUGAAGACUUGGUCAAGCCGAGGAUGUGAGACAAAGAAGUCUGACAGAGUGAACAACACUCUCUGUGUCUGCAACCACCUGUCCACCUUUGCUGUCCUUAUGGCACCCGGUGACAUCCAGGAGGAUUAUGGCUUAGUUCUGAUCUCUCGCAUCGGCUUGAGUGUGUCUCUUGUCUGUCUCUGGAUAUCAUUCCUCACAUUCAUCCUUUGUCGGUCUAUAAAGAACGCUCACACCUCCGUCCUGACAGCUCUGUGUGGGUGCCUCUUCCUUGGACAACUACUUGCUUUGUUUGGCUUGCAUCAGACUGGGAAUCAGGUCCUUUGUGCGGUGAUUGCGGGUCUCCUCCAGUUCUCCUUCCUCUGUGCCUUCUGCUGGAUGUCUCUGGAGAGCGCCCUACUCUUCAUGACAGUCCGAAACCUGCAGGCCAUGAAUUACAUGACAUCUCAACGCCAGCUUUUCCCAUACGUUUGUAUAGCUGGAUUUGGAAUUCCUGUCAUCAUCAUUAUUAUUUCUGCAGCAAUGCGACCCGGUUCAUAUGGAACAGAAAAAUAUUGUUGGCUUAAAAAAGAUCUCAUCUGGAGUUUCCUUGGUCCAGUUUGUCUGUUUAUUACUAUAAAUUUCAUCCUCUUGGUUCUUACAUUUGUGCUCCUCAAGAAGAAGCUGGCAUCUCUCAAUAAAAAUAUUUCAACUUUAAAACACACCCGUCUUCUGACAUUUAAGGCCUUAUCCCAGCUGUUCAUAUUGGGCUGUACCUGGAUUAUUGGAAUCUUCCAGUUUGGGUCGGGCUCCCUGGUCAUGUCCUACAUCUUCACCAUCUGCAACAGCCUCCAGGGAUUGUACAUCUUUUGUGUACACUGCCUGCUCAACCACCAGGUAAGAGAAGAGUAUAGAAGUGUAUUCCGAAGAUUCCAGUCCAAGAAGUCAGACUCAGAAGCCACGUCUGGCAGUAUGGUGCCCAUGACUGUAAAGUCUCAGAGUCAAGCCUCGGAGGUACCAAAUCUGGAGGUGAAAUCAGCGCAGGAUGUGGAAAAUCAGUGUAAACUCUGAAGAAAUGUUCUUGCUAAAUCUCAAAAUAAAUAACUGUUAAGGAAAAGACUGAGAACUUUGUAAACUACAAGGACAUUUGGAGACAUUAUAUGACAGAAUAGAGAAAGAAGGACUGAAAACAAUUCUUUAUAGGGAUCAAAAACAACUGUGCAUAUAAAAAACAAAAACAAGUACUGUAAGUGCUGCAUAAGAACCAUAUAAGAAUUGUACAUUUUCAAAUCAACCUCAUUUUCAUAACAACACUGCUACCUGUAUUUUUUUUAAUAGCUUUUUAGAUACAUGAGUAAAAAAAAUCAUCAGCUUGAUGUGAAUAUACUGUAGUUAUUAAAGGAGU
Rana temporaria (common frog) is the source of this 2266-nucleotide messenger RNA. RefSeq names its product adhesion G protein-coupled receptor E3-like. The record is from RefSeq and is a predicted model, not a curated record. Gene Ontology annotation, biological process: cell surface receptor signaling pathway; adenylate cyclase-activating G protein-coupled receptor signaling pathway. The coding region runs from base 19 to 1932 and encodes 637 amino acids. Gene Ontology annotation, cellular component: membrane. Gene Ontology annotation, molecular function: G protein-coupled receptor activity. Lineage: Eukaryota; Metazoa; Chordata; Amphibia; Anura; Ranidae. The transcript has 18 exons.